Periconia digitata is the source of this 1899-nucleotide messenger RNA. NCBI's taxonomy places the organism in Eukaryota, Fungi, Ascomycota, Dothideomycetes, Pleosporales, Periconiaceae. The record is from the annotation of a GenBank genome assembly.
AUGAACGCACACGUAAGGGGCACAAUUCCAAUUGCAUUGAGACUGGAGCCUCAUUCGUCAUCAACAGAUACAAACGAACGACCGUUCUCAUGUGAUUGCGGCCAACGUUUCACUAGACAUCUCUUCUGGGAUCCCAGUAUAAUGACCCAGGACAUGCUGCCGGCAUCACUGUUCGACGUCAAUUUUGAUCUCGCCACUUUGGAGCCUUUUCAAACGAGCAUAGAGGAACCCACAAAAAAGAGCAGAUUUGCUCGAUUCAGCUCCCGUCUGCCAAAAUUGGAUGACAUCGAUAGCAUUGUGCAUGAGAAAGAGGGUAGCGAAACGCUUGAAGCCAAUCUUGAUCUCGGAUCUCCCAAAUCUCAACCUUGGGCUCUGGAAAAUGCAUGCUAUGAGAGGCUUCUCUCGCAGGCGAUGGAAUUCUCUGCAGUACUACCAGAAGGAUUUUCAAUACCCAGUCAUAAUGUCUUGAUACGUUGCUUGGAGAAGUACAUGCGAUGCGCUCAUGAGUUUCUCCCCAUCAUUCAUUGUGCUACCUUUCGACCCGAAGAGAAGUACGUUGAAUUAGUUCUGGCCAUGGCUGCACUAGGCUCCAGAUACCUCUUCGAGCCAGGAGAGUCGUAUGAACUGUUCUUUCUUGCAAAAGCUAUCAUUCUCGAACGAUUGAGGCGUGAGGGGCUUCAGAAUGCAUCGGAUUUGUUGUUUGGGCAUGAUCCAACGGUCUUGAGCGAAAGCAAGAAGCUGGAAAGGCUCCAGGCAUUCAUUCUCCUUACCGAACUGGCUUCCUGGGCAGAUCAAAAGAUAUCCGCCGAUGGGCUCAUAAUGGCAGGUCAUGCGGCAAUCCUCGCUAGAGACAUCGGAAUUUCGGAGUCUGACGAACUGUCGCGCGACAUUGAUUGGUUGACUUAUGUGUCUCUCGAAGAGAGACGGAGAACAUUGUUUGCGACGUAUGUCAUAUCCAACUUGCAUAGUCUAGCCUUUGGCUCGCCUCCCUUGAUUCUAAACCACGAAAUCGGCUUGUGUAUACCAGGCUACGCUGCGCAGUGGCGGUCAACAAGUGCGGCUGAAUGGAAGCGGGUCUUGAAGCAGGAGCCUCGCCAACCAGAGAUUCAUUUCCAAGACAGGCUUCGUUGCCUUUUCAACGCUUUUGAUACCAUGGAAGAGCCGAGCACUUCAUCUUUCGCCAAUUACUUGCUUUUGCAAGGCUUAAUUCAGGAGAUAGAUCACGAAUCACACAGUUUCAGGACUACGGCAAGCAAUUGUACAGGUUCAAGCGAGGACCUGGAAAGAGCACUCCGCAGAUGGCAAGUAAUCUGGGAGAGGAUGAAAGAAUCAUCGUACGAUUCCGAACUCGAUCCUCUGUACUCGAAAGGACCUUUUGCACUCACCAGUGCGGCCCUCUUUCGGCUUGCCCAUAUCCGGCUUGCCACCGCCAGCAACCUGAGUAAAACACUUCUAAUGUCUCGAGACCCCCGGUGUAUGCUGCAAUGGAGAGACACAAAGUCAUUUAUUCGGUCUUCGCAGGUGCAUAGAGCAGUUAUACACGCCGCACAUUCUCUUAGCGUACCCGUGCGUUUGGGUAUCUCGUUCAUGAAGACUACAAAAACCGCCAUCUGGAGCUUGGAACACUCUAUAUGCAGUUUGGAAAGCGCAUUGUUCCUGAAGCACUGGCUUGACGCAAUUGCCAAAAUAGUACGUACAUCGGGGCUGGAUGCUCUCCAGAAAGUUGAGUCACAGAUGUUGGUCAUCAUCAAAGACGUGAUCAAGGGAACAGCAAUGGACAAUACUCUGCUCAUUCAUGAAGAGGACCCUGCAUUGCAGAUUGAGAGUCAACGUCCUCGAGAUUGAGAAUGUCAUUGGAGCUGGGCUACAAUUUCUGGCAGCAGCUGGAUCGAGUUCUUA